UUCACUGGUGUUCAUCUUCAAUUCCGUCAAUGUUAACGAAUUUAAUUUUACCUUUUCUCUCGUUCUCUUAAAUGAAAGUGGAAGAAACAAAGAAUAUUACCAAAAAUUUAGAAAAUUAAUAUUGAAAAAAUCAGAGUUCCACAAGACUCGCAGAUCUGCUCGUUUUUCGCCUCCCUGGCUUCCGAAUCUCCAUUUUUCGUACUCAUUGAGCUUCAAAGCUUACUCCAAGAUAGUGAAGCGUUUAAUAUUCAAUGGAUGGGAUAGGAGGUGAAACUGCCUCAGCGGCAGCACCCUUGAGCCAGUGGCAACAUGAUGUUUCAAGGCUUUAUCAAUAUUAUCUUGAUAAGACUACCCCACAUGCCGUCUACCGAUGGAUUGGAACUCUUUUUGUAUUGGCAAUUUAUGCAUUGAGGGUCUUCUAUGUGCAAGGGUUCUACAUUGUUUCAUAUGGUUUGGGUAUCUAUAUACUCAAUUUGUUGAUUGGAUUUUUGUCGCCUUUGGUUGAUCCAGAGAUGGAAGUUUCAGAUGGACCAUUGCUGCCUACUAAAGGUUCAGAUGAAUUCAAGCCGUUCAUUCGCCGACUUCCCGAAUUUAAGUUCUGGUACUCAUUUACAAAGGCCUUUUGCAUUGCCUUUGUAAUGACCUUCUUUUCCAUCUUUGAUGUUCCUGUCUUCUGGCCCAUUUUACUUUGUUACUGGAUUGUUCUUUUUGUCCUGACAAUGAGGCGUCAGAUUGCACAUAUGAUCAAGUACAAAUACAUACCAUUUAGUCUUGGAAAGCAGAAGUAUGGUGGCAAAAAAGCUUCUGCAAGUAGCGGUAUCUCGAACGACGAUUGAUUCAUGGCUUAUUAUUUACAGCAAUUAGUACAAGUAGAGAUUUGGAUGUUCACAGUAGAAGAAAUUUUUUUGGAUUGAAGUUACUUGUAGUUAAGAUUGCUUAUGGAUUUAUUGAUUGGGACAUGGUUAUAUGCCAAACCCUUUAUGAUAACUGAAGAACUGCCUGUUGUAGAAAUUGUCACUUUAAUACACGUCGUAAUCUGGUUCGUAAUCUGGUUCGGUUGCAGGGCGUAUUUGAAACC
Cucurbita moschata (crookneck pumpkin) is the source of this 1078-nucleotide messenger RNA. Its product is annotated as protein RER1A-like. The transcript is spliced from 4 exons. Bases 252 to 836 code for a protein of 194 amino acids. Gene Ontology annotation, biological process: protein retention in ER lumen; retrograde vesicle-mediated transport, Golgi to endoplasmic reticulum. Gene Ontology annotation, cellular component: Golgi membrane. The record is from RefSeq and is a predicted model, not a curated record. NCBI's taxonomy places the organism in Eukaryota, Viridiplantae, Streptophyta, Magnoliopsida, Cucurbitales, Cucurbitaceae.